AUCUCUUCUUCCUGAAUGUGAUCCUUCAAAAAUCACAACAGUCGACAUUAAACGCACAACACAAGUUUUUCAAAACACUUCAGGAAACUCUGAAAUGAUAAACGUGUGUAUUUGUGUUUCAGUGUGUCCUGCAGACAUCCAGCAACUGAUGGUGAAUAAAGAAGAGGUUCCCCCUGAGGAGCAGCAGUGGAGCCCCCUUGUGGACCAGGAGAACCCAGAGCCCCCCUACAUUAAAGAGGAACAGGAGGAACCGUGGGCCAAUCAGGAUGGGCCGCAGCUUCAAGGACUGGAGGAGGCUGAUAUCAAGUUCACAUUGACUCCUGUCACUGUGAAGAGUGAAGAAGAUGAAGAGAAACCUAAAUCGUCCAAGCUUCAUCCGAAUGAGACGAAGGUCGACAGAGCGGACUGUGGGGGACCAGAACCAGCCAGGAACUUAGGUCUUGAUGGACGUUUACAACCAGGUCCUGAGGACAAGACUGAAGACUCUUAUGAGACUGAAGACAGUGAUGAUUAUUGGAUGGAGACCAGGGAACCUCAGACUGGUUUAAAUACAGGAGAUAACAAACAGCCUCCAAGUGAUAUGGGAUGUAAGACAGACAAAAAUGUGUUUAGUUGCUCUGAGUGUGCUAAAAGAUUUAGCAAAAGGGACCGUCUAAAUAGACAUAUGAGCAGUCAUACAGCAGAGAAACCGUUUAGAUGCUCUGAGUGUUGUAAAAGAUUUCGCCAUAGGUUCUCUCUAAAUACACAUAUGAGGAAUCAUACAGGAGUGAAACCGUUUAGUUGCUCUGAGUGUGGUAAAAGAUUUAGCCAAAAGGCCCAUCUAAAUUCACAUAUGAUGAGUCAUACAGGAGAGAAACCGUUUAGUUGCUCUGAGUGUGCUAAAAGAUUUAUCCAAAAGGCCCAUCUAAAUUCACAUAUGAUAAGUCAUACAGGAGAGAAACCGUUUAGUUGCUCUGAGUGUGGUAAAACAUUUAGCAAAAAUGGCCAUCUAGAUGUACAUAUGAGGAGUCAUACAAGAGAGAAACCGUUUAGUUGCUCUGAGUGUGGUAAAACAUUUAGCGAAAAUGGCCAUCUAGAUGUACAUAUGAGGAGUCAUACAAGCGAGAAACCGUUUAGUUGCUCUGAGUGUGGCAAAAGAUUUAGCCAAAAGACCCAUCUAAAUUCACAUAUGAUGACUCAUACAGGAGAGAAACCGUUUAGUUGCUCUGAGUGUUGUAAAAGAUUUAACGAAAGGGGCCAUCUAAAUGUACAUGUGAUGACUCAUAAAGGCGAGAAGUGAUUCAGUUGCAACCUUUGCUACAACAAAUUUAUUAGGAUUUAUCAGCAGAUAUUCAUAUUAUACAUAUUCAUAGUUCACUGUUUUAAAUAGACUAUUAAUAGUUUAUAUGUCCCUAGAAAAUAUAACUCAUUGAAUAACACGAAAGAUUUGUGUUUAUAUAUCUUGUUUCUACUGAUUUCUACAUAAUUUAUCUAUUUUUCAUAAUGUCCAUAGUGUCAUUUUAAGGUUAAAGUGUGUUCCUUGCAACGUUUGAGUGUGUGUUUUUAACUAGUUCAUUUGAUUAAAUAUGUUUCUUUUAUCGUAUAUUUGAUGCAGCCGAGAGGUCGAUGAUGUUGUAGAAGUUGUUGAUGAUGAAGGAAGGAUUCCGAGGACCCAGUAGUUUCGGUGUAACAAGGUUUAUUACAAGAAAUUACAGGUCGGGACGGGCAUCUAGAUACCCGGAGACACACAGCCAAUAGUGAAAGUCUGACGUGCUGGGGUCUUACACACAGUUAUAUAGGGAGAUUCGUUCCACCCAUGACUUCUGGGUAAAACACAUCCCACAUGGGAUUUCUGACUAAAUAAGGACACGUUUUUGUGUCCGAACAUGAAGACACACUGGUCAAGAACAUCCCUUCUGAGCCCAUCUGUUAACUGGUCAGAGAUGGUUCCCUAGAUCAAAGGUCGUCCCCAAAUAGGUAAAGUAAGUAAGACAAACACCUGGUGGACUCUCUGAGAAUGUCUGAGUGUCCAGAGGGCAAACACCAUAAAUGUAAGCCUAUUAUUAUGUUCUAAGCAUAUGUCAACAUGUUUUACUCUAACGAAUACACAACACUUUUAAAACAAUGGUUUGUGAGAUUCAAUGACGGUGUGUGUUCUCCUUAAUGUAUUGACUGUGUUUCCAAGAAUAAAAGUCUAAUAAAAAGAU
Molecule: messenger RNA, 2186 nt
Organism: Platichthys flesus (European flounder)
Lineage: Eukaryota; Metazoa; Chordata; Actinopteri; Pleuronectiformes; Pleuronectidae
Product: oocyte zinc finger protein XlCOF6.1-like
Exons: 1
Coding region: 95-1279 (394 amino acids)
Biological process (GO): regulation of cytokine production; regulation of immune system process; negative regulation of transcription by RNA polymerase II
Source: RefSeq, a predicted model, not a curated record